GUUGUCAACCAAGACUAAAAUUAAAAUAAAAAAUGGAUGAACAAUUAUUUCCAGUAGCCCUGCUACUUGAUGAAUUAAAAUCUGACGACGUUACGUUACGCUUAAACGCAAUACACAGAAUAUCAACAAUCGCAUUAGCGUUAGGUCCAGAUAGAACGCGUGAUGAGUUGAUACCUUUCUUGCAAGAUUCACUCGAUGACGAGGACGAGGUUUUAUUAGCAUUAGCAGAGGAAUUAGGCUCAUUUACAGAGUAUGUCGGUGGUAAAGAAUACGCACAUGUUACAUUAGCACCUUUGGAGUCAUUAGCCGGUAUGGAAGAGACUUUAGUUAGGGAUAAAGCAUGUGAAAGUAUCAACAAAAUAGCUGUCGAACUGUCCUCUGAACAAAUUGAGAAGUAUUACUUACCUGAGUUACAACGUCUCACAAAUGGUGAUUGGUUCACUCCACGUACAUCAGCUUGCGCUUUAUUUGCAUCAGUCUACGAUCAAUCCAACACUGCAGCACGUCAAGAGCUCAGAAACUUAUACAAGAAACUCUCAAAUGAUGAUACUCCUAUGGUCAGAAGAUCAGCCGCUAAGAACAUGGCAGACUUCGUAAAGGUUCUACCACCACAAGAAAUACUUGAUGACAUUCUCCCAUUAUACAAGAAGCUCUCCAUUGAUGAUCAAGAUAGCGUUAGAUUAUUGACAGUUGAAGCUUUGAUCGCUAUAAUGCAAAAGUUGGAUAAACAACAAGUAUUGACAGAUUUAUUACCUUGCGUUAGAUCAGCUUGCAAUGACGCAUCAUGGAGAGUUAGAUUCAUGGUUGGUCAAAAGUUUGUCGAAGUUGCUGAAUGCGUCACUCAAGAUGUCAUACGUGAUGAAUUAAUUCAAGCAUUCGUAAACUUAUUAAAAGAUAACGAAGCUGAAGUUAGAACUGCAUCAUCUUCACAAAUUCCAGGUAUCUCAAAAUUUGUCGAUCAAGAGAUUAUACUCGCUAAGAUUUUGCCUGUCGUGAGAGAAAUCGCUGGUGAUCAAUCACAACACGUUAGAGCUGCAGUUGGAAAUGAAUUAUCCGGGUUAGCACCUUUAUUAGGUAAAGAAGAGACCGUUGAAAAUUUAUUACCAAUUUUCCUUCAACUUCUUAAAGAUGAAUUCCCAGAUGUUAGAUUAAACAUCAUUUCUAGACUUGACAAAGUCAAUGAAGUCAUCGGUAUCGAUUACCUCUCAAAAGCACUUUUACCAGCAAUCUUUGAACUCGCAGAAGACAAACAAUGGAGAGUCAGACAAGCAAUUAUUGAAUAUAUACCACUUUUAGCAAAACAAUUAGGCGUAGAAUUUUUCAAUGAACAAUUGGGUAACUUAUGUAUGUCCUGGUUGGGUGAUACUGUCUUUUCAAUCAGAGAUGCAGCAACGAUAAAUUUGAAAAAUUUGACUGAAGUCUUCGGCAGUGAGUGGGCAUCACAAACAGUCGUACCAAAGGUUGUAGCAAUGGGUAAUCAUUCGAAUUAUUUAUACAGAAUGACAACAGUAUUUGCUAUAACCACAAUGUCACCUGCAUUAGAACCAAAAGUAAUCCAAGAACAGAUUUUAUCAAUUAUCUUAAGUCUAACGACCGAUCCAAUUCCUAAUGUUAGAUUCAACGUUGCAAAGUGUCUUGAAGUUCUGAGUGGAAACCUACAACAGACACCGGAAGGUCAAGAAGUCAUCCAAAGGGAAAUUUUACCUGCGGUUGAAAAACUUAAAGAAGACCAAGAUGCAGACGUUAGAUUCUUUGCUAACAAGGCAAUUGAAUCAAUAACAGGCGUAAAAAACUAAUUUUUUGUAUUUAACGAUGACUUGAUUUAUAUUUUU
Wallemia mellicola CBS 633.66 is the source of this 1832-nucleotide messenger RNA. Its product is annotated as ARM repeat-containing protein. Gene Ontology annotation, molecular function: protein binding; protein phosphatase regulator activity. The record is from RefSeq and is a predicted model, not a curated record. Gene Ontology annotation, biological process: protein dephosphorylation. Bases 33 to 1796 code for a protein of 587 amino acids. Lineage: Eukaryota; Fungi; Basidiomycota; Wallemiomycetes; Wallemiales; Wallemiaceae. The transcript has 4 exons. Gene Ontology annotation, cellular component: cytoplasm; protein phosphatase type 2A complex.